This is a messenger RNA of Talaromyces proteolyticus, 1989 nucleotides long. RefSeq lists its product as uncharacterized. The coding region runs from base 316 to 1824 and encodes 502 amino acids. Lineage: Eukaryota; Fungi; Ascomycota; Eurotiomycetes; Eurotiales; Trichocomaceae. The transcript is spliced from 2 exons. The record is from RefSeq and is a predicted model, not a curated record. Gene Ontology annotation, molecular function: protein binding.
UAUAAUUUUUGAGAAAUUUAUUAUGUAGCGGCUACGGUAUAGGAACUGGGAGCGGAUGCAGAGCUGACACAAAGCCGAGUCUUGAAUAAUCUCGUCGGCUUCUCUGAAUAUGCAUAGAUCCGACGUAGUCUAUUGGUAUACGUCGAUUCCGUCCACCGUUCCUGUGCCGCUCUUUCACCUUCAAACAAUUAGUUGACGAGUAUUACCCUGCGAAUUAUACAUAAUCGAUAUCGGAACUCAGCUUUAUGCAACGACACAAAAAUACACUGGAAAAGAGAAACUAGAAAGAGAAAAGACGAAAGAAAGAUAGGAACGAUGGUACUGCAUACACAGUCUGCGCCUUCGGUACCUAUCGCGAGUAUCCUCGUUGCGCGGUUUCUACGAUCCAACAACUAUACCGAGUCUUUAAAUACUUUCAUCCGUGAAGCAGGACUGCCCUCAGAUGUAGGGCAGACAGCAGGAAGACAGGUUACUUCCAAGUCAAUUGAUGACCCCGGCAACGCAGACCAGUGGACGCUUGAGGAUAUCAUCCAAGAGAAGAAGAGAUUCGAUCACAGCCUACGAUUUGAAAGAUAUGGCGAAUCACAAUCUCAAAUAGAUAAAUGGAAUACACGUGCCCCAUCACAGCCGAAAGUCAUAGAAACACCAAGUUCGACUAAUAUUCUUUCUGUGUCUGUUGGGCCUUGGCGCCUCUCUGAAGAACAAACGAGCGAAGUGGCUGUUCCGUACAUCGUAGCUACGGGGGCUGACAAACGACUUAGUCUCUUCAAUGCGGACGCAGACAAUACAACCGCUCUAUCAAUACCUGGGCUGUCAGAUUCUCCCAUUCUGUCACACACUGGUAUUUGCCAUGGGUUGUUGCAGCUAAUAACAAACAUGUCCGGCCAAUUGCUUCUAGUUCAAAACGACCAAGUUAUAGACCGCAGAAACGAUCAUAACAAGUAUGCUGUUCAAGUCAAGGCAUACGAAGACCAAGAUAACCAUGUCUGGAUUACCACCGCUGGAUGGGAUGCCCGGGUGUUUAUAUAUCGCAUGGAACUGCCCUCUCCAUCGAAUGAAGCCGCAAUUGGAGACCCUGUUGGGACGAUAAAACUGCCCACGAACCCAGAGUCUAUUCUCAUUGUACGAAACCCGGAGAACCAGGAGCUAGUGCUUCUGGUUUCACGGCGAGAUUCAACGUAUAUUUAUUUCUACAGCCUGGAGCAUAUGCGUUCCAUCAACAUGUUGGUUAAAUGCGAAGAGAGCGGGAAACAAAACCUUGCACCACAUUCCAAUGCAUGGGUUGCGUUUUCUCCCUCGUGCUUAGCAUUAAGUCCCCACAAUCCCGGACUCAUAGCUGUUGCCUUAUCAACACUACCACAUAUGAAAGUCAUGAUUGUCCGCCUGCUAUUUCCUUCUGGGGAUGACAGAACAAUCACCAAUAACGACAAAAGCAAUGCCAGCGUAGAAGCGACAAUGUCCCUUAGAACCGAUGAAUCUACGUCAGAAUCCCAUCUCACCCAAGCAAUGACCGCAUUGGCUCUUCAGAAUCGUGAAGACGCCGCCAUUAUAAUACAGACUAAUACGCUUGCGCCUCAAACUGCCUACUCAACACCACAAGUUGUCUGGCGUCCUGAUGGGUCUGGACUUUGGGUCAACGGAGACGACGGGAUUAUUCGGGGUGUGGAAGCCAAAACCGGUAAAGUAGUGACAAUCCUAGAGAAUGGUCACGAAGCAGGAAGCAAAGUCAGAAGCAUCUGGGCAGGCUGGGUUAGUUCUAAGGAUUCAAAAGAAGAAUGGGUUGUGAGCGGUGGGUUCGAUAAGAGGCUUAUUGUUUGGAAAUGAUGGCGAUUUGGAUUUGUCAAUGAGUCAUUCGAUAUCCCACAAAGAAAUAUUACUUAAGUGAUAUAACAUAUAUCGACUUGGAGUAGAGGCUUGAUAGCUGGUGACAACUAGAUAUCUGUCAUUAGCAUUACUCUUAGGAGCCUAGAAACUAAGCUACGAUGCAAG